AGCAAAUGGGACUGUGGUACCGCUUUCCUGUGUGUGGCUCAAUUGGUCGACGCAGAGUCACCAAAUAAAUGGUCUUGUCCUCUAUACAGCUUUCCUCUCGGUUCCGAGACCUCUCUGACCUGACGCUAUUAACUUUGUCCCAUUAGUCUAGAGCUGUCCAUUAUCCGAGAGUAGAUCGAUAGUUGCUUUGAAGAUUAGACGACGGUAGCAAAGGAUACCCAUCCCAAGAAUCGAUCGAUCGAGAAACAUCUCACAACCUCCCACCCACCCGCAGAAAGAAAGAGAUAAAGAAAGAAACAUCAGUUAUGCCCGCAGGCCUACAUACGUCGGUAGCUACCUCGGUCCUCGAGACCCUUCAGAAGGAUGGCCUUGGGGUUGAUCAUCAUCAAGUGAUGGCGCCGGUGGCAGUAGCUUCUGACGACCUGGAAAUCGACCGACAAAAGGUCGAGCAACGGCUGCUGAAUCUGUUGCAUCACAAGGAACGAGAGAUUCAAAUCCUUCGUCAAGAACUGGCCGACGUCAAGCUCGAAUUGAGGGAUGCCAAGAUCCAGCUGGGUCAACAGGGACGAGAAGAACAAGGCUUUGGAGGUGGCGAUGAUCAGGAUACCACCAUGGACGACGCGCAGCUGUCGACGACCAUGCAUAGCAUCAGCACCUUUAGUGCUCCCAGUGUCGGUCCCAGUUUGGGCCCUAGUUUGGGCCCCAGCGUGGGUUCUUUCACGGCUAGCAGAGGAAGCUCGGGAUUCUCGGGCAUGGACUAUCUAUGGAAGACGCCUGUGGUGGAAGCGGACGACGACGAUCUAUCCGUCAGUGCCGUGAACAGCCAAGCUACUCCCUUUCAGCCACAUUCCUUCCCACAUGCGGAUGAAGAUAACAACGUCCACAACAAGAUUAGCAGUCUUUAUCAUCACCCUAUCGCCCAGGAGGUUAGCAACAGCAACCCUCAGAUUAGCAGUCUGUACCACGAACCAAUCGAGCAGGAGGAUAACAACGUCAACCCCAUGACAUUUCGAAGCUCUGACGAUGCCGCAGCUGUUGCGGUUUCCCCUCCUCCUCGUGAUCCUGCCUGGAAUGCCACCGCCCAAGUCUGUCAUGUAUCCGAAGCCAACGAAGAAACACUGAAAAGUGUGGUCGAUCAAGCCGUUCAAGACCCGUACGGCGACAAGGGAAUCUACACGGGAACCGUAUCACCCAAAUCGGGAUGGCCUCAUGGAAAGGGUCGCUUGGUAUACGAAGGCAAGGGCAAUCAGCAACGCAUCUUUGACGGAGAAUGGUACCAUGGUCGUUGGCAUGGAUAUGGCAAGGCCAAGUUCUCCAAUGGCGAUGCCUAUGAGGGUGGUUACGAAUACGACCAACGACAUGGGUUCGGCAAAUAUACAUGGUCGGAUGGACGUUCUUAUGAGGGCGAAUUCAAGGAAGACAAACGACACGGAAAGGGUACCUUUCGAUGGCCCGAUGGUGCUGUUUAUGAAGGAGAUUUCAUUGACGGACAAAGGGAUGGCCACGGGCUUUAUAAAUUCGGAGGCGGCUGCAAGUACGAAGGAGGCUGGUCCGAUGGCAAGUACAGCGGAAGCGGGACAUGCAUCUGGGUCGACGGAAGAUGCUACUCUGGACAAUGGCUCAACGGGAUGAGACACGGGCAGGGCAUUGAAACUGGCGCCGAUGGAAAAGUACGGCACGAUGGGCAGUGGGCCCAAGACAAACCCGUCGGCGCCACGGCCAGUCACAGCGAUAGCGGUAGCACCAAGUCGGCCAAGACAUCCACCAGUCGAAGCAGAAGCAAAAACAGCAGGAAAGGUCGUUGGUUCCAAAAGGCAAAGCCCACGGAAACCGAUACGGAAUGAUGAGGUGGGACUGUGCUCCUGGAAAAGAGGAUACAUCUCUUUAUUUUCAAUUAUAUAUUUCAUAAAAUUCUUUGCUGCUUCU
Messenger RNA from Seminavis robusta, 1926 nucleotides. NCBI's taxonomy places the organism in Eukaryota, Bacillariophyta, Bacillariophyceae, Naviculales, Naviculaceae. The record is from the annotation of a GenBank genome assembly.